UUGUACAGGGUACUGUUGUAAAAAAAAAAAAAGAAAAAAAAUUUCUGCACGAUUUUUAUCGUUCCGCAUGUCGCCUCGAAAACGAAGACGAAUGACGAAAUAGAAAACGAAUUUUAAAGGGUGAAUUUUGCGUCGAGAACAACCUAGCUCGCAUGAAGCGCUAGCAACUGACAGCUAACGUUAAUAGUAUUGUGUAGCUCGUUGUUAGUUUAGUUUCUUUUUUAUCGGGCAACUUGAUAAACAGCAUAGGAAAGGAUCAGAAAACUAUUUUAGCUGCAAUUUAGCAGCUAACCUGGUAUUGUGAUAAAGUUAGUGUCAUCAGUAUUUUAACUGACAGUUGUGUUUAUUUUUGUUAUGAUUAGCAUGCUAAGCUAGUUUGUAGCGCGAGCUGGCAUUCAUCAUUUUGGAUUUACAUCUUUACCUCUAAUAAACAUCACCCUUCAUACAUCGGCAUUAUAGUGCCAUUUACUGUCGUCUUCACACGGCAAGGGCUGUACCAAAACAGAGGUUGAUCAUGCUGGGAGAAUGUGGCAUGAAAGAAUGGGAGAGACGAGCGCUCAUGAAGAACUCCGUCACAAUUCUGCAGGACUUAGUGGUGGAUGAUCUGCUGAUCCAGUGUCUACAACAAGAUGGGAUCCUUACAGAAAACAUGGCAGAAGCCAUUAUGGCUAAACUGACAUCCCAGGGCAAGAGUGGUCAUUUGUUGCUUCUUUUGCCUAAACGUGGCCCUCAAGCUUUUAGCAGCUUCUGUGCUGCUCUUAUGGCGACAGAGCAACAGCACCUCAGCAGACUGCUCAUGGACUUCACAGGGAAAUGCAAAAGCUUUUCAGAGCCUUUACGGUCUUGUCCAACUCAGGAAUAUGUUAUACCAGUGAAAAGAGCCCGGACUCAAGAGUCCAUGGAGAUGUGUUUGGACGCUGACUCUCCUGUGACCACAGCUGUUGUUCCCUACCCAGAAUUUUACCAGUCCCAUAGAUCACAGGCGUACUCGAUGCGCUCCUGCCCGCGAGGACUGGCUCUGGUGCUGAGUAACGUGAGGUUUGACUCAAACACUGACACUGAUUUAGGCGUCCGAAGGGGAGGAGAAGUGGAUGAGGAGACGCUGAGGAGACUCUUUAUGGAGCUGGAUUUCACAGUCAGCCUUCACAAAGACCUAACGGCGGAUGCAAUGCGCAGGUAUCUAGAAGAGUUUGCCCAGCAGAAGGAGCAUGCAGAGUAUGACUGCACUGUUGUGUGUUUACUGUCACAUGGAGUUGAGGGAUCUGUCUACGGCACUGAUGGACAGCUGCUGCAGUUGGACUGGGUGUUCAAGAUUUUUGAUAACGCCCACUGCCCUCCACUCCAGAAUAAGCCAAAGAUGUUCUUCAUUCAGGCUUGUCGAGGAGAGGAAAUGGACAACGGCGUGGACCAGUUGGAUGGGCAGGAACAGACUCAGUCUCCAGGCUGUGAACAGAGGGAUGCUGGCAGAGAGGGGGAGAGAGACGACGAAGAGAGAGAGGAGAUAGACAGAGAGAGACUGAGAGUCAAACUGCCCCAGAGAUCCGACAUGAUCUGCGGCUUUGCUACCCUCAAAGGCACUGCUGCGAUGAGAAACACCAAGAAAGGGUCCUGGUUCAUCCAGGAACUGAACACCACAAUCAGACAGAGAGCCAGCGACACACACCUGGCAGACAUACUUGUGCAGGUGAACAAUCAGAUUAAAAGCAGAGAGGGAUACGCUCCUGGUUCAGCCCAUCAUCGCUGUAAAGAGAUGUCAGAGUUCACCAGUUCCCUCUGUAAAGACCUCUACCUCUUCCCUAAGUACUACCCCAACAACUAGACACACACACAUACACACACAUUCCCAAGGCAUAAAGCACAUGCAGAACACACUGCCCUAGGAAGUGAUAUUGAUGCAGUAGCAGUAGCUCAGCGCUCCCGUGUGUGUGUGUGUGCGUGUGUACAUCCAUCACCUGCUGCAAGCUCAGCACACAACACACAGAGUCAUGUAAAUCUACUUACACCCGUUCAGAUGUGUCAUCUGUUUCACAUUCCCCAGCACAAUGACAGGCUCAUAGGAUGUGUGUUAUGUACAGUGGAUUUGCCAAGAUGGAUCAGAUUCUGUGUUUUUAUCUUCUUGGGUGCACUUAGAAAAUGCAUGAUCAAAAGCAUUCUCCAUUUAUUCCUAUUUUUUUGACCAUUGAAAUAUGCUAAGGAAAGGGUAAAGAUGCCAUUUGUGAGUAUAUGUGAAAAAAAUCCAUUUGUUUUCCUGAUUUAUAGCGGGAAAUGGGGGUUAAAAAUAAGCAAUUUGUAUUACUUUUUUAUUAUUUGUUUAUUGAGCAGAUGUAUACAAUUUGCCACAGAAUUAGCCUUUUUUAACCAAAGCCAACAUUUUAUCAGUCUUUUGAUUUUUUUUUUAAUCUAUUUGUUUUCAUUCUUUUUUGUAAAUUUUUUUCUCAGUAAUUCAUUUUCUGUAUGUUCUGCAAUUGUGGAGCCUUUUUAAAGCCAGCCUGAAAUCUUGUUGGUACGUUCAGAGCAGCUUAAUGAUACACCCCUCAUCAUCUGUCACACAUACAGUACACGGUUGUAUGCAUAGACAUGCAUAGUAACAUUGUGCCAGUACCAUACUAAACUCCUCCAUAGUACCAUUUCACUUAUUAGAUUGGAGCAGAGCAGAUCUGCUCUUACUUUAUCUUUUAACGUUCUCUUUAAGUACUGUGGCAUGACAUCUGUCCAUUUUCUUUAGUUUAGCCUGUGUGGACCAUGGAAGCUUUUUUUACAUUUUGAUAGGGCUUCCUGACUCAAGUUAAAAGUUAAACUGUUUAUCCAUUUUGCUUAGCAUAUAAUAGUUAUUUUUUAAAUCAUUACUAAGAUGCAUAUCAUAACACUUGAUCGUUCUCCAGACAUUUGUGAAUUUCCAGGUGCAUUCCAAAUGGUGUUUCCACUCGUUUAUAUGUCCUUCUAACAAGUUUUGUAAUUAUUCCUGUGCAUAUGCGUGUUUCUCUUACUUUUGCACAUUUCUUUACACUACAAACAUUCUGUGUCGUAUUGAAUGUACACUAUGGAGACUCAAAGUAUGCUGUCUUAAAGAAAAGCCUGCAGGUGGCGGUAGAGAGCUUUUGCCCAUUUUAUCAGCUCCCUUUUGUCAUUUAGGGCUUCCAGGAUUUAGACACACAGUCUUCCUGCUCUGCACACACAACGUUAUUCCUCCUGGGGAUAUAGACUGUAAAUUUAAGCUGUUUUCCAUGUGUGUAUGCAUCUUCUUGAUCCACUAGGCAUGACCUUUAGGUUAAUGGUUGCAACCUUUGACCUUUUGACACUGCCAUGGCAUGCCUCAAACUUUCUUCUUCAUUCCACACUCGUCACCUUUACCAUAGGUUAUCACUCAAGAGGUUAGAAUGGUUUAUCUAGAUAUACACCGUUCAUGCUGAUAUUGGAAUCAAACAACUGUUGCUUUUUUGGUUUUAUUUUGGUAUUUUUACUAAAAAGCUUCUUUUGAACUGGUAGAAUAAUAUGGGCAUACUGUAGUUUCAUUUCAACCGAACAUUAAAAGUGUAAAAAUAAGGGUCUUGUGCAGAACUAAUAUAUAAACUUAUAUACGUCUUUUCUAAUGUAAACAGUGCCAUGAUUUAGAAAAAAAAA
Messenger RNA from Carassius auratus (goldfish), 3621 nucleotides. RefSeq names its product caspase-2-like. Gene Ontology annotation, molecular function: cysteine-type endopeptidase activity. Gene Ontology annotation, biological process: proteolysis; regulation of apoptotic process. NCBI's taxonomy places the organism in Eukaryota, Metazoa, Chordata, Actinopteri, Cypriniformes, Cyprinidae. The record is from RefSeq and is a predicted model, not a curated record.